AUGGCUUCACCUCAACACCUAUCAAUCAUGGAGAAGCUUCCAAACGAUAUCUUAUCAAACAUAUUUAUCCGUUUAUUGGCAAAACAGCUUGCUCAAAUGAGGUGCGUCUCUAAAACUUGUAAUGAUCUAUUGUCUUCACCCUCCUUUGUAAAAUCCCAUCUCGAUCAUUCACGCCAUAAAAACGAUGAAAUCCUCUUGGUCUUCUACCAUCUGUUUUCUUUACACUCUAAACCAUUCACAUCACACCCCUUGCGAUCUCCCCAUCUCGAACUCACUGAUUUCAUAAAACUCCCGACAAAUCUCCAAUCUGAACGUGAUCAUCAUGGUUAUGUUAUUGGAUCCGUUAAUGGCCUAAUAUGCUUUCAGUAUGGACCAUAUCUCGAUGGAGACUACUACAUUUGA
This is a messenger RNA of Lactuca saligna, 402 nucleotides long. NCBI's taxonomy places the organism in Eukaryota, Viridiplantae, Streptophyta, Magnoliopsida, Asterales, Asteraceae. The record is from the annotation of a GenBank genome assembly.